UUAUAACUUUGACAUAAGAUAUAUUUACCUGAAUAAAGUACUAGAAGCAGAAGAUAUGAAAAUGAAGUAUCUAUAAGUUUCAUUAUAUAAAAAAGAGAAAAUUAUCUUUACUUUUAUUUUAUUUUCUGUGAUUACAUAUUUUUAGAAACGUGUGAUUUAAUUUUAGAUGUAAUUCAACAUGGUGUGCUUAGAAUGGAAUAAGUCACUCAUCUGAUUUGAGUACAGAAACUGCAAACGCCAAAAGCAAUGAGUUGGAGACUUGGAAAACGCGGGAAAAUAUUCACACAACUUUUUACCGUAGUACAUUGGCAAACAACAGCUUCCGGAGAGAGGUCUGCAGCCAAGGACGACGCUAAACGGGAAAAUGAACAGUUAUGUGCUGAAAUAGACAGCUUUGGGCGUGAAAUUAAAAAGCUCAAACAAAUUGUUGACCAUUUGUCAAGAGACUAUGAAGAUUCUAAAGGAUAUGAUCCACUAAGACGGUAUGAAAAAUUAAAAGGAAUGAUUAAAAGGACAAUAAUGCAUUUAAGACUAAAUCCAGACGAGCCAAACACGGUUCAAAAUAUUGGUGUUGGAGGAUUAGUCCAAGGAUGCAAGGACUUCAGCCAUCAAGCCGAAAGUGCCAGGAGAAGAGAAAACAAAUAUUCUAAGAUGUCAAGACAAGAGCUACAGGACGAAAAUGUCCAGCUUUCAGAUCAAGUUCGAGAACUACGUCGUAAAUGUUCUAUUAUACGUGACAUUAUUGAUACACUUCACAAACACUAUGAAAUGUCAAAAAGAGCUCCUGUUAUGCGGCGAUAUAACAUGCUUAAAGUAAUGAUAAAGAAAGUUAUACAUGAUGAAUUGAUAUAGAUGUUGUUAAAACAAAAAUGCUUUUGGUGCAGUCGUUAUAUUUCAAAUGAUAGUGCAUUUACAUACAUGCAUCAAUAUAAUCGUUGUACAGUAUAAUUAUGGCUUAUUGCUUGAGUUUACAGCAUUUGGAAUAAUAUGUUAUAUUCAACAAAAGUCAAUUUUGAACUACAUUAAUUAGGUAUGACUUAUUCUGAAACAACAAAGCUACUUUUGUAAUGAAUGCUUUUAUAAUUUAAUAAUUCGUUUUUAUGUGUUAUUAGUAUGUAUUAUAUAUAUGUUCAUAUUCAGUUUUAUCUAGCUACAUUUAAUAAACAUAUACAGUUUAACAACAGUUAAAAGGCAAUAUUGGAUAUAAAAGAACCGUUUCUUCACAAAUUAAUUCUCAAUUGAAAGAAAACGCACAAGAUUGUCCUUCAGACAUUAUUGAUUUGUGAUGCUAGAAUAGUUGUUAUAUUUGUUUCUCAAUUUUAAUACAUUUCAUAUAUGCUAUAUAAAUGUCAUAAAGAGCUACAUAUAAAUGUAAUAGACCUCUGAAAUUGUCUAACAUUAAGUGAAAAAAAAACUUAAAAAUUAUAUACAGUAUGAUAAUAAACAAUGAUAAACAAGUUUCAACUUGUAAGCAACAGUAUGAUGAUUUCUAUACAUAUAUGUUUGAAAUCAAAAGAAUACAUUGGUUUAAAUAAGGCGUUGAUCGUGAUUUACAAGUGUUUUAUGACAUUGAAAAUGUAAACCGAAUAAAAUAGAUAAUUAUUGACGUUCUGUGAUUGAACACCCGUAUCAGUCUGAUAAUAUGUUAUAUCAAGCGAUAUAUUCUUUCAAUUUAAAAAAAACCUUUCUGCGAUAUUUCAUUUUGACAAUAGGGGAUUUGAUUGUAAAGAUGCUAAGACAUGAUAAAAAAAUAAACGGUAAAAC
Molecule: messenger RNA, 1764 nt
Organism: Ruditapes philippinarum (Manila clam)
Lineage: Eukaryota; Metazoa; Mollusca; Bivalvia; Venerida; Veneridae
Exons: 3
Coding region: 247-852 (201 amino acids)
Source: RefSeq, a predicted model, not a curated record